Molecule: messenger RNA, 1299 nt
Organism: Sungouiella intermedia
Lineage: Eukaryota; Fungi; Ascomycota; Pichiomycetes; Serinales; Metschnikowiaceae
Source: the annotation of a GenBank genome assembly
AUGUCGUCACCAGAAGAACACCACCACCAAACAAAGAAAAAAAGGGUGGGAAAGGCCUGCGACCUGUGUCGAAUCAAGAAGACAAAGUGUGACGGGAAGAAGCCGUGCUCGAGAUGUAUUGCUGAUAAUAAGCUUUGUGCUUUCACUGAAAAGAAGAAGCAGAAGGAAAAAUCCCAUCCCAGUGGUUACAUCGAAUUAUUGGAGACUCGUUUGAGUCUCGUGACAAAGUCUCUUGAACGCAUUGUUCUGAUGGCAGAACCUCAUUUGCCAUUUUUGCAGACAUUGAUGGCCAAUGCCCGUGCUGAACAUGCGCUAAUCUCACUGCCCGAGUCGGAUGUUGCUGAAAGCAGGGACGCAAAUUAUGUUCCAAUUAACGAGGUGGUGUCAUAUCUCAUUUCCGAAAUGGGACUUCUAGACAAGGAGCCUUUGGAAUGGGAACGGGGCGCCCGUAUUGCUGCUAAAGUUGUUCCCUCUAACAUGGAUGAGGCUGCUCUGGACUUUGCAAACCAUAAAGUGGCAAUGGAAUUGAAUUCCAACCGUAUGCAUUUGACCAGCUCGCACAUGGAGUCCAUCAGCUCAAAUAUGGAUGCCUCUGGCGAUGAUGAAGCCACUCAGAUCCAUCCAUUCAGUCCAGAACACACUGCACUUCACGAGCACAGCAGAACCAACCUGUCACUAUCAACAGAGUCACCUGGUCAGUUUGCUGAGUCAAUCACCGAGCAAUUUAAUUUGCAGAAUAUCUCACUUGGAGGUUUUUCCAACUCACAACUCCAGCAUCCUCAAGCUCAACUGUAUAACACGUUUACGUUUGAGAGUUUCCCCAAGAGAGCUAAUCUGCUUUUCAUCAACAACAAUGAGAUUGCUAGCCUGUCGCUGCUGGUAUCUUCAUUGGCCAAUCGGUUCGAGAGCCAGGAAUUGGAGGAGAAUUCCAGACGUAGAAGCCUGGUAACUCUCAAAGGAACGUUAUCUCCAUCUCACCAGAAGAUGAAGAACAACGGCCAUGUUCACAAGCCUGGAUUCCAGAGCCAUAGCCAAAGUCGACUGGGAGGUUCCGGCAACGUCAAAUCUAACAACGGCACCGAGUUUCAUUUCCCCAAGCAGUUUCCCUCAACGCUGUCGUUACCAGAACUUGUGAGCAGUGGACUGUCCAAAAAUCUGGAUGCUCCACUGGCUGUAUUCGACGAUGAUUUUUUGUUUGACGACUUGCCUUCCAACUAUGACUUUGGCGAGUUUUCUAAGGGUGGAAUGCUUGACGAGGAGUCACUUUUCACCAAUGUUUUUGUACCUAGGGGUCAGUGA